AGAAGGAUAUACCAAGAUUAUUGUGAAGCAAUGAACAUUCUUUCACUUAGGAUCAUGGAGCUAUUGGGGAUGAGCCUAGGAGUGGGCCCAACCUAUUUAAGAGAAUUCUUUGAAGGAAAUGAGUCAAUAAUGAGAUUAAAUAACUACCCCCCUUGUCUUAGAGCUCAUGAUACUCUUGGAACUGGUCCUCACCGUGAUCCAAACUCGCUCACUGUCCUUCAUCAAGACAAUGUUGGUGGGCUUCAAGUGUUUGUUGAUCAACAAUGGCACUCUAUUUUUCCCAAUUCACAAGCUUUUGUUGUCAACAUUGGAGACACAUUCAUGGCUCUAUCAAAUGGAAUUUACAAGAGUUGCUUGCAUAGAGCAGUGGUAAACAAACAAGUUCCAAGGAAGUCUCUGACCUUCUUUUUGUCUCCAAACAUGGACAAAGUGGUGAGUCCACCUAACGGAUUGGUCAAUAGUCAUACAAGGAUAUAUCCAGACUUCACUUGGCCAACUCUUCUUGAAUUCACUCAGAAGCAUUAUAGAGUUGACAUAGAUACCAUUGAUGUCUUCUCAAAUUGGCUUCAAUGCAAAACCAACUGA
Messenger RNA from Camellia sinensis, 585 nucleotides. NCBI's taxonomy places the organism in Eukaryota, Viridiplantae, Streptophyta, Magnoliopsida, Ericales, Theaceae. The record is from RefSeq and is a predicted model, not a curated record.